AGAUCCCCCUCCCUCGCCCCCUGCGCCCCCUAGUGCCCCUAGUGGGGGCGGCGGCAUGUCAACUGCUGCGAUCGUGGGCAUUGUGGUGGGGGGAGUGGUGGCACUUGCGCUAAUUGUGCUGCUGCUGGUGUGGUUGCUCCUGCAGAGGAACAAGAUGAAAGACCUGUGGACCCCGGAGGACUACAAGGCGAUCGAGGGCCUGCAGAGGCUGGGAGUGCAUCGGUGCAAGCUCAAGGAGAUAGAGGACGCCACCCAGGGGUUCAAGACGCUGCUGGGGGAGGGCGGAUACGGACAGGUGUACAGGGGAGUGCUGGCUUCGGGGGACGUGGUGGCAGUGAAACGAGCCAAGGGGCAUGUGAAGCUGUGCGGCACGGAGUUCCGCAACGAGAUCACGCUGCUCUCAGCGGUGCGCCACCGCAACCUGGUGCAGCUGAAAGGCUUCUGUGUGGAGGAGGGCGAGCAGCUGCUGGUGUACGAGUUCAUUGAGAAGGGCACCCUGGAAGACAUGCUGCGACCCGACUCAAAGCACCCGCUGACGUGGCGUCAGCGGGUUAACAUCGCCUGUGGGGCAGCCAAUGGCUUCGCCUACCUGCACCACCAGAUCAAGCCACCCAUCAUCCACCGCGAUGUGAAGACGGCCAACAUCCUGAUCACAGCAGACCUGGAAGCCAAGGUGGCUGACUUCGGCAUCUCCAAGGCCGUGCCUGAAGAGGCAGAGGGGAAGCUGGAGACACAAGUCAAGGGCACAGUGGGCUAUCUCGAUCCUCAGUACUUCCUGUGCGAUCUCUUAACCGAGAAGAGUGAUGUCUUCAGCUUCGGCAUCGUCCUCCUAGAGCUGGCCACGGGCCUUCGCCCCGUAACGGGCGGCGAGCACAUCAGGAGAAUCGUGGUUGAUAGGAUUACCAACCAUGGCGGCGUGUUCAGUGUCAUGGACCCAAGACUUAAAACCAUGUGCGAGCAGCAGCGGGCGGGGGAGGGAAGCGGGGGCGGAGGCGGAGAAGGGGGAGGUGCUAAGGGAGGGGGGGGAGAGGUGGGGCUGUGUGAUAGUGAGGCGUUGCAGGAGACGUUUGAGUGGUUUCUGCGGCUUGGGAUGCGGUGCAGUCUCAAGCAGGCGCAGAACCGACCCGACAUGCAGCAAGUGCUAAAGGAACUCGAAGCCAUCAGGCGCCGGCUGGACCACCGCUCCUCUGAUUUGCGCAGCGGCAGCGGCGGCGGUGCUGGUGGUGGUGGUGCAGCUGGUGGUGGUGGUGGUGGUGGUGGGAGGGACGAUGGGGAAUGGUAUCAUGCGGAGAAGGGGGAAACUGUGAGUGGAGUGAAGUCGCGGGCGAGUGACAAGUUUUGGGCGGAGAUUGCUGCCACGGCGUCCAAGGGAGGCCCGAGCGGGUAUGCGGAGCGAGGGGAUGGAGAGGAGGAGGAUGAGGAGGAUGAACAUUCGUGGUUUGAGGAUCUACUGCGGAAGCAGAGAGGAGGGCAGGGGGGGCCGGGGGGAGGGAGAGGCGGAGGAGGGGGAGGGGGAGGGGAUGGGGAGAACAACACGGGCAGCAGCAGUGGGAGUGUGUGGAGGGGGACGACUGCGGGCACUCCCACGAGUGCUGGUGAUGGGGUGACUGUGACUUUCAGCGGCACUGCCGUGCAGUCUGAAGUGAUUCCCAGGUGAAACUGGGGAGGGGAUGGGGCAGGGGAUGGAGAGAACAACACAGGAAGCAGCAGUGGGAGUGUGUGGAGGGGGACGACUGCGGGCACUCCCCCGAGUGCUGGUGAUGGGGUGACUGUGACUUUCAGCGGCACUGCCGUGCGGUCUGAAGUGAUUCCCAGGUGAAAGAGGGGGGAGGAGGAGAGGCAGGGGUGGGGGACAACACGGGCAGCAGCAGUGGGACUCCAACAAGUGCUGGCGAUGGCGAUGGGGUGACUGUGACCUUCAGUGGGACUGGCGUGCAGUCUGAAGUGAUCCCCAGGUGAAAGAGGAGGGAGGUCGGAGGGGCAGGGAUUGGGGGACAACACAAGCAGCAGCAGAGGCAGUCUGUGGCGGCGGGGGAUGAUGGGGGGUACUCACACGCGCCAGUGAUGGGGUGACUGUGACUUUCAGCGGCACUGCCGUGCCGUCUGAAGUGAUUCCCAGGUGAAACGGGGGAAGGGUAGGAGGGGCAGGGGUGGGGGACAAUAUGGGUAGCAGCGGUGGGACUCCAACGAGUGCUGGCGAUGGCGAUGGGGCGACUGUGACUUUGAGCAGCACUGCCGUGCAGUCUGAGGUGAUUCCCAGGUGAAAGAGCGGGGAGGAAGGGGGGAUAGGGGCUGGGAAAGAGACAGGGAAUGGGGUGGGCAUGGGAUGGUGUCGGCACGAGCACCAGAAGUGAGCGUGUGUGGAGGGGGACAACAGGGGGAACUCCCACGAGCGCUGGCGAUGGGGUGACUGUGAAUUUCUGUGGGACUGGCGUGCAGUCUGAAGUGAUUCCCAUGUGACAGAGGGGGAGUUGGCAGGGGCAGGGGCAGGGGCAGGGGAGGUUAGAGGGGGAUAUGAAGAAGUCACGGGGGAGCUGGAUGGUAGAGGAGCUCGGCAGGGGAUUACUGCUGCGGCUUUGUGAUGCAUUAUGGGGUCAUUCCCUAAUGUGAUGGAAAUGGGGGGAGGAGACGGGGGGAGAAGUUGUGGGGAGGAGAUGGGGGUGGGGGAGAUGGGGGGAGGAGAUGGGGAGCGGACGGGGGGAGGUGGAAGCUCGAGGGGAAGUUCAGUGCUCUUUGAUGCGGUCCCAUUCUCGGGUUAUUUCUAGAUGAACGGGGAAUGGAGGGGAGGGCAGACAGGGAAGGGAAGGAAAAUGAAGGGGAGGUGAGGGGGCGGAGAGAUGGGGGAAUGUGGAGAGGGAGGGAGCUCGGCUUAGAAAUUGUUGGGCUGAGAAAAAGCCCUUAGGAUCUUUUCAGACACUAAGUCCCAGCUGUGAAGACUUGAGCCUUUGAGUAGGGCAGCGGAAGUUGAGACGGUUGAACCCUUGUACUAGUAUGUGAGAACAAGUGAUUGAUUAAGGAAACAAGCAUACAGCAAUAUAUAGAAGAUAAGAAAGCACCCUUAGGAUCUUUUCAGACACUAAGUCCCAGCUGUGAAGACUUGAGCCUUUGAGUAGUGCAGCGGAAGUUGAGACGGUUGAACCCUUGUACUAGUAUGUGAGAACAAGUGAUUGAUUAAGGAAACAAGCAUACAGCA
Messenger RNA from Closterium sp. NIES-67, 3193 nucleotides. Lineage: Eukaryota; Viridiplantae; Streptophyta; Zygnematophyceae; Desmidiales; Closteriaceae. The record is from the annotation of a GenBank genome assembly.